GACGUCAAAUGGAGCUUAUAGGAGUCGGCCUUUCGACGUUCGUUCACUAGAGAACACAGCAGCAGCUUAGUGUAGCCACGUAAUUAAUGAAGCUGUAAAAGUGAAAUAUUAAUAAAUCGUCAUGGUUGUCGGAAACAGAAGAAAGAUUGAAGCACUAACCAGAGAGUUAGUUCUCACUAAUGACCAACUUCAGAAGGUAUCUGUAAGCCUCUUGCAUGAAUUUCAUAAGGGACUAUCUUGGGACACGCACAGCAAUGCAGCUGUUAAAAUGUUUCCUACAUAUGUAACAGAUGUGCCAAAUGGACAAGAACAAGGAAAAUUUCUUGCCCUCGAUCUUGGUGGCACUAAUUUCCGAGUAUUACUAAUCACGCUUAAUGGAGAAGAUUUCCAAAUGGAGAACGAAGUAUUUGGAAUUCCAGAAUCAAUUAUGCUUGGUACAGGCACUCAACUCUUUGACCAUAUUGCAGAGUGUCUGGCUAAUUUCAUGGAAAGACAAGGUGUGAAAAAUCACCGCCUACCCCUUGGGUUUACAUUUAGCUUUCCUUGUAAACAAGAAAGUUUAGCGAGUGCGAGGCUCACUAUUUGGACUAAAGGAUUCAAAUGUUCUGGAGUAGAAGGAGAAGAUGUGGGAGAGUUAUUACAAGCAGCUGUAAGGAGAAGAGGGGAUAUUGACGUGGAUGUUGUAGCUAUUAUAAAUGACACAACAGGAACCCUUAUGUCUUGCGCACAUAAGAACCGAGAAUGCAGAAUAGGACUUAUCAUAGGAACGGGAACUAAUGCCUGUUUCAUGGAUACAGUAUAUGUAAAUGAAGGAUCACGGCCAAAGUCUCGCCCAUACAUGGCGAAACUUGACAAUGAUGUUGAUCUGUGGGAUGCAGACUCGUAUGAACCACGGCAGGUUAUUGUAAAUACUGAAUGGGGUGCAUUUGGUGAUGAUGGUUGUCUGGAUUUUAUCCGAACAGUAUAUGAUCGAGAAGUGGAUAAGGUCUCUCUCAAUCCAGGAAAACAGCUGUUUGAGAAAAUGAUAUCCGGCAUGUAUAUGGGAGAGGUGGCACGUCAAGUAUUAGUCAGACUUACUAGAGAGGGCUAUUUAUUUGGUGGCCAGUUCUCUACACAACUUCUCACACCAUACGCUUUCAAAACGAAAUAUAUCUCUAUGAUAGAAAGCGACAGGAAGAAUUCCUUUGAAGAAACUAGAAACGUUUUAAAUAUUCUGGGCCUGGAACAUGCUACUGAUUUUGACUGCAACAAUGUGAAGUUGGUUUGCGCCAGAGUUUCUACACGGGCUGCCUUUUUAGUUUCAGCUGCUGUUGCAACUAUCUUAAAUAAGAUAAAAAGGCCACAUACAACAGUAGGUGUUGAUGGAUCUGUGUACAAGUGCCAUCCUCAUUUUCAUGAUCUGAUGGAGAAAAAAAUUGAAGAACUCACAGUUCCUGAUUACAAGGUAAGUUAGCAAUAAAAUGUCAGU
Messenger RNA from Stegodyphus dumicola, 1468 nucleotides. RefSeq names its product hexokinase-2-like. NCBI's taxonomy places the organism in Eukaryota, Metazoa, Arthropoda, Arachnida, Araneae, Eresidae. Gene Ontology annotation, biological process: intracellular glucose homeostasis; glycolytic process; carbohydrate phosphorylation. Gene Ontology annotation, cellular component: cytosol; mitochondrion. The record is from RefSeq and is a predicted model, not a curated record. Gene Ontology annotation, molecular function: glucokinase activity; fructokinase activity; ATP binding.